AUGAGUAAAAAAACUUUUUUGCAUAAAAUCGAUGAUUUUCUUGUAGAAAUUUAUAGUUAUUUGAACUAUGUUAUAUUUAUUAUUUCCAUUGUUGGCAUUAUUCUGAACGUGCUCCAUUUGCUUGUGCUUUUCCGAAAAUCUAUGAGGCAACUGACAAUUAAUAUAUUUAUGAUCGGAAUUGCAGUUUGUGAUUUUUCCCAAAUGAUUUCAUUUGUUGUAGUUAUAACAACACAAUUUUACAUAAAUUACAAAACAACUCAAAUUUCUCCAGACUGUUAUCCACCUCAAUCUUAUGUUGAGUACAAAAUAAAUCACAUUUUUACAUUUAUUUCAAACGUGUCGCCAAAGCUUGCAGUCUGGCUGGGAGUUAGCUUGGCUAUUCUUAGAGCAUCAGUUAUCAGGAAUCCUACCAAUUCGAGGUAA
Caenorhabditis elegans is the source of this 423-nucleotide messenger RNA. It is a transcript of the gene T27C5.10, whose product is annotated as G-protein coupled receptors family 1 profile domain-containing protein. The record is from RefSeq and is marked reviewed. NCBI's taxonomy places the organism in Eukaryota, Metazoa, Nematoda, Chromadorea, Rhabditida, Rhabditidae. Gene Ontology annotation, cellular component: membrane. Gene Ontology annotation, molecular function: G protein-coupled receptor activity; G protein-coupled peptide receptor activity. Bases 1 to 423 code for a protein of 140 amino acids. Gene Ontology annotation, biological process: G protein-coupled receptor signaling pathway; signal transduction. The transcript has 2 exons.